AUGGCCCCCUUCACUGCGGCCGCGGAUGGCAGCAGCCUUUGCACCACACCGAUCUGUCUCGAGAUCGCCUCAAACAUUCUCAUGAGUCUCGCGCCGAACCAUACUGACAUCGAUCCGUGCACAGACUUUGACAAAUAUGCGUGCUCUGGAUGGAAAGCAACCCAUGCGCCUGGGGCUGGCCAAGGAAAGGCCUCAUCGCUGGGUAUUGUCGGGAGUGAUGUCUCGAUAGUGCUGAAGAACAUCGUGGAAGGCACCUACCCCAGUGGACCAGACGCUGGAUUUAUCACGGCAUCACUGUCUCAAGAGCAAAUAGGCGUGGAUCGGGACAACUUUCAGCUGAUCGUGGAGACAUACAAUGCUUGCCUCAAUGACACCGCCGUCAAGGCUGCAGGCUUGGGUCCUCUCAUCAAUCUCGUCAACCGUGUCGCGGAGGCUUUUCCUGUGGCCAAUACUACAGAGGACAAGGAACGCAAGACCUCGAAGAAUGAUGCCAAAAAUAUGGGCAAGACACUACUGUUCUUUGGUCAACUCGGCAUCUCUACUUUCGAGUCCGUCACUGUUGACUUUGAUGACCAGAAUACGAACAAGACACUCAUAUCCGUCGUCCCCGGAGGCACGCCGUUGCUCACAGGUUCUGUAGCCAGAAAUAAUGAUACCGUUGCGGAGUAUGAGCGCAUUAUGGCAGCACUUCUUCAGGCAGUACACCCGGCGAAACUCGAUGUUAUGAAUGCUCAGAGACUCGCUCUAGCCGUCACUAAGUUUGAGAAAGACGCGGUCGCUUUGCAGGCCACUGAUGACAGCAAAGCAAGCCCAACUCCACCAAAGUCACCAGCAAGGAAGUUCAAGUUGGAAGAGGUCACAAGCGUGGCCCCAGAACUUGGUCAUGAUUUUGUCAUCAACAACUUGAUUCCCGCGGACUAUACGCCGGAUCAACUUGUGUUUUCCCCAGCCUACUUUGGCAACCUAUCUCAGCUUCUCGCCAACACCUCUGUCGAAACGGUCCAAGGAUUUUUCAUCUGGAAAACAGUAUCCACCUUCUCCAACUUCGUUGAGACAGAUGUCACGGAAAGAUUGAACGACUUGAAAUCAAAGCUUCGCGCUACAGAUCCGGAGUUAGUUGGCAAGCCACCGAGAUGGCAGCAAUGCGUCGGUCAUGUGGAUGAGGGUGUCCCAUGGAGUGGCUUACCUGCCGGGCUCGGCUGGAUUCUGAGCCGAUUCUACCUCGAUAAGGCAUACUCGAACGAAGCUCGUGAUCUGGCUAUCAACAUGAUGGGCACGAUCCAGCAGGCCUUUAUCUCGCGCCUCGGCGAAAAGGACUGGUUAACAUCCGAAGUCAAGAAAGAGGCCGAAGUGAAGGUCAAUGCCAUUUCGAAAAAGAUUGGUUAUCCAGACGUGUCUCCGGACACCACAAACCCACGCAAGCUUGCAGAUUAUUACAAUGGGCUCAAGGUUACCGACUCCUACUUCGACAAUGCCCUUGCGUUUGCCACUUUCUCUAGCAAGUCGCUGUGGGCUCUGCUUGGCAAGCCUGCUGAUAAGAACAUUUGGCUGCAAACCCCAUCAACAACAAAUGCUUACUACUCUACAACCUUCAACGAUAUUGUCAUCAAUGCUGGUAUCCAGCAAAAACCCCUCUAUAAUGUUGCUUAUCCCUCAUAUGUUAACUAUGGCGCACUUGGCACCGUUCUUGGUCAUGAGCUCACCCAUGGCUUCGACAACAGCGGGCACAAUUACGCUGCCAACGGGUCUCUCACAAACUGGUGGGAUGAGCAGAGCCUCAAGGCGUUCAGUAAUCGUACCAAAUGCUUCGCCAACCAGUAUCAGCAAUUCACGGUCAUUGCGCCUAAUGGUACGAAUGUUCCCGUUCGAGGUAACUUCACGCUCGGUGAAAACAUAGCAGAUGCCGGAGGUGUGGCGACAAGCUAUGCGGCGUGGAAGAAACUACAGUCAGACAAGAAGUCUCAAGAUUUCGACUUGCCUGGCCUGCAGAGUUUCUCGCAUGACCAGAUUUUCUUCUUGAAAUGGGCACAAAACUGGUGCGACGUGUCGUCUUCGAAGGUGUACGAUGUCUACCUGCUUGGGGCCGACGUGCACUCUCCAGGAUUCGCUCGUAUCAAAGGGCCCUUGGACAACUCGAAGGACUUCCGCAGCGUUUUCAACUGCCCCCAAAGACAGCCUACAUGUGCCAAAUACGGACAUCCGUCACCGAAAGGAAUCGUGCCACCGAGAACGAAGGCUUCGGCGCCUCAACGUGGGCUAAAUUUGUUGGAUAUCAUCACCGAACCGGAUACCAGGCACAAGAUAGAGCUCGUCCCGGAACACGCCUCCGAUCUCGUCCGGAUCGGCACCGGCUGUGACGGAGGGAAGCCCUUCUUACCCCAGUUCUUGGGGCAUAUCCGAACAGAUGCUACUCUAUCAUUGCCCGUGGAUCACCCUGUCGAUCAAUGCCUGCAUUGUGACUAUACGAGUGGAAAGCGGUUCUCGCGGUCCAUGACCGCACUGUGGCGACUGGAAAUCUCGAUACUCUCAAACGCGCUCAUCUCUUCGGCGCGGAUAUUGCCAAGGCGUAUCCCGUGGCACCACUACCAUGGGGGGGGUCCCAGGGGCGACGGAAAUCUGGACAGGAUGACGACCUGGGGCACCCCGCUGUACCAGGCUGCCGCAGGAGGCCGCUAUGAGAUGGUCAAGUGGCUUCUAGAUCAGAAUGUCGAUGUCGAUGGCCCCGGGAGAAGCCUAUGCAGUUGUAUGCCAAUCGGGAAGAGGGCAAGGGGCCGUUCCUUCCACCCCAUCUGUCGCCCUGCCCGCACAUCCUUACAUGUGGCCCUGUGCCAGCGACACAGCUCCGUCGCUCGCCUCCUGCUUUCCGCCGGAGCAUCUCUGACAACUCAGUUGCAGGGUAGGUACGCCAUGAGAAAGUCCCCUUUCUGGGAUUCGGAAGCGGGCGCGGAAACAUGCCCAUCCCUUCCACCCGCCAGAAAGGCGAAGUUCUGGUUAGCAGAUGCCAUGCAAAGUUCGAGGCCACAUAACGCCCUGCACGAUGCGGCUCGUGCUGGGAACUUGGAGGUGAUGACCGAUCUCGUCAAGAACCGGGGCCUCUCGGUAGACAGUCCUGACAACAGAGACGCCACGCCGAUUCAAUACGCCUGCGAGUAUCGUCCCUCAGAGCGCAAUGUACACACGGAGAGAGACGUUGUGUCACAUUUGCUCAGCCUCGGGGCCGAUGUGGAGAUAUUUUUCCAACAUGGAAACUCAUUCAUGACGCGGGCACUCGAAUUUGCCAUCGCUCAGGGUCAUAUCGAGGCCGCCAAGCAGCUUAUGACGGUGGGAGACAGCCUUUGGACCGCUUCUGCAGACAACGGCCCCAAAGAAUCACGGCUAAAGCUGUUGUUGCCAGCGAUAAUUGAUACAACCGGGCCCGAAUGUAAUUCGGUUCUCGACUCGUUCGCUCAAGUCGUCGCGGACUUCAUCCGGGAGACCCAACGGACGCAUCGGCCGGAAUAUGCCCCGCUUGUAGGAGAACUUCAGUCGACCUUUCUCUUCGUCUGCGAGGUCUCUUGUGGCGUCGAUCGCGACUGUAUGGAUAUCCUUCGCCCUUUCAUGGACGUAUUGGAUUUCGGAGACAAAGUGACUUUGGAGCAGGAUUGCCCCUUCUUGAAGUUCAUCAGAUGGAGCUUUGCGGAGCGGAACGGCUUAUGGCGCGCAACUUUUCCCUUGACUAUGCCUCCCGACAAAGAGCAGGACCGUUUAUCGGGCUCUUCUCUCGGCAUGCUCGCUCUCUGUGUUACGAUUGGUGUGAUGGACUGGGACUAUCAGGGGCGGGCCCUGACGACCUUAAACUGGCUGAUGACCCAGGGCGCGAACCCGAUCGGCAUGCGAGACACCGAUCCGGACCCGUCUCUCACCCCCUUUGUCUACCUGAUGAAGAAGAUCACGGUGGGCCAUCCGCGAGAAUCGGAGCCGCUGACCUUUGUGUUGGGCUCAAUCGGCCCUUUUGUCCGUCUUCUGGUGCAAAAGGGAGCGUGGAUCCCGUGCGGAGAGGAUGAUAUCGGAGGAGUUGUUCGAGUAUACAAGGCGUGGGAGAUGUGUGUCCGCGACUUACAUGAGAGGCCGGAAACCGCGCCAGAGUGGGCUUUCGCGAUUCGCGAUGCGUUUGAUGACUGGUCUGACAGGCCCAAGGUUGAGGAGGUGCUGAGGCAGCACGGUCUUAUUGACGAAGAUACUUGUGUCGAUUAUGAGCAGAGUGAAGUGUGGGAUGAAGAAACCGAAGAGGAGACCGAAGAGGAGGCCCUUUAA
Molecule: messenger RNA, 4293 nt
Organism: Colletotrichum lupini
Lineage: Eukaryota; Fungi; Ascomycota; Sordariomycetes; Glomerellales; Glomerellaceae
Product: peptidase family M13
Exons: 8
Coding region: 1-4293 (1430 amino acids)
Biological process (GO): protein processing
Cellular component (GO): plasma membrane
Molecular function (GO): protein binding; metalloendopeptidase activity
Source: RefSeq, a predicted model, not a curated record